GGUGCACCAGGCAGUCACUUCCUGGCUGUCGUGACGCUAACACACCCGUUGCGCCGCCUCACACUUGCGACUUUCCGCGUGUAGUGUGACUGGAGGCCCCGCGCUCUCCUCACCCUCUAACUCUACUCGUGCUAAACUGUGUGUCGUGACCCCCGGGACACUGUGACCUCAUCUGUGUUUAUUGACUCGCCAUGGUGACCUCGUGAGUGGAGAGGCGCCCCCCUUGCUGGACACCUGACCCGAGCUAGCCCAGGAUGAUGAAUACAGGAGAGUGUGCCAUCAGCGGGUUCGGGCUGCCGUCCGUGGGCGUCGCCGUGUCCUCUCCCAGCCACGUCCACCUCGACUACAACGAAAACGUGACCCAGACGCCCAUGGCCGCCCACAUGGCCGAGGGUGGCGUGGCGCACUACCCGCCGCACGGGGGCUUCAUGGCGGGCUCCUACCCUGGCGGCGGACUUGGCGGGCAGCUCUUCCAGCACUAUCACGGUAACGGCGGCCCCCUCAGGUCAGGCCACCACGCUGGGGGCCUGGUGUACCCCGGGCCGCUGCUGGGCCACCACCAGCACCAGCAGCAUCCCCACCACGCCCACCACCACCCCCACCACCCGCGGGGCAUGGAGCCCUACCCCGGCGGCGGCGGCGGCCACCGCUGGGAGGGCGGGGGCGGCGGUGGUCGGGGCGGGGCGGGGGAGAAGGCGCGGCGGGAGCAGCGGAUCCGGCGUCCCAUGAACGCCUUCAUGGUGUGGGCCAAGGUGGAGCGCAAGAAGCUGGCGGACGAGAACCCCGACCUGCACAACGCCGACCUCUCCAAGAUGCUGGGCAAGAAGUGGCGUGCCCUCACCCCGACGGAGCGGCGCCCGUACGUGGAAGAGGCGGAGCGGCUGAGGCUGAAACACAUGGCCGAACACCCCGACUACAAGUACCGCCCUCGACGCCGCAAGCCCCAGCAGCCCAAGAAGCCCGGGGGGUCCUCAGGCUCCCCCGGGGUGUCAACUCACGCUUCCACCCCACCCAGCGUCACCACCACCACCACCGCCUCCGUCACCACCGCCCAGGCCAAGGAGAGUCCCGUUAUUCCGAGUGGGUUCCUGCAGGCGACGCUGACGGCUCCGCUAAACACCACCAGCGCCACCACCAACGUUACCGGCUCCACAAUGCCUCCUUCCACCUUCUCCGCGCCCGUCCUUGCCCUCCACACCCCUGACGCUUCCCCGACCUGCUCCCCGGAACCCGCCUGGCAGCCGCCCCCUCCCCAAGGCCCUCCCCUACCCUCCUGCACGCUUGCCGCCCUCCCCACACCGCCUGAAGCCUCCCCACACGACCACGAUCACCUUCACACCCCCACCAACGGCCCCCACCCCCACCAUCACCAAGGGGAGCAGCAGCAGCAGCCCCCCCAUCACCCCCUCCCUCCUCAGCAACACCCGGAGGUCCCCAGCGGCGCCACGAAGAUGCUGCACUACUUCUCGCAGGCCCAGCAAGGCUACCCCGGCUUCUACCCCAGCGUGCCCUACCCGCCGCCCACCUACGAGUACCACGACUACAUGAACGGCGCCGACGGGUACUACCAGCCCGCCCAAUACGACCCCCAGGGGUUCACGCACGACCACCACCCCGCUUUCACCCACCCCGCGUUUAGCAGUCCAAGGAGUGAGGUGAGCAGUGAGGGUGGUGGAGGCAGCGGGGGUGGUAGUGGAGGUGGCAGCGGCGGCGUGGGCGUGGGCGUGGGCGGGGAAGGGGAGGUGUUUGACGACGUGGAUCGCUCUGAGUUCGACCGUUACCUGAAAGGACCUGAACGAGUGGCUGCAGUGACGUCCUCCUUCACCUACACGCCCCCGGCCAACCCCAGGUACCUCGAGGUGGGCGGCGGACACCACUUCCAGGAAUCCCAAUUCAUGACGUUGAUCAAAGAGGAACCGGAGGACACAGCCAUCACGAAUCCCACCACGGCAGGAGGCGCAGGAGGAGGUGGCGCAUCAGGAGGUGGGAGAGUAGUAUCGGAGGGGGACUGUAGUGGUAGUGGAGGUGGAAGUAGUGAUAGUGGUGAUGGCAGAGCGAGGGGUGAUGGCGGUGGUAGUGGCGGGACCAGCGGAGACCCACAACCGUCGGAGUCUGCCCAAUCGUCCCCUGACCCUGCUUCUAAGGACACUUCCACCAGCAUCCUCUCCGCUCUCGCCGGGGUCAGGGAGCUGUACUACGAGCAUUCCUAAGGCCGUCUGGACCCUUACGUGAACCCCUGACCUGACCUGACCUUGCCUUGCGUCGAGUUCUUCAGCGCAAGGUCGGAAGGAUAGUUGGUCGGUGUCAGAGAGCGAAGAGAUAACAAAGAAAGCCUCAUGUAUAUAUUAUUCUUGCCACAGCCAAAGUAGAACACAUAUCCUAUUAUUGUUUUGUCUUAAGAGAGAGAAAGAGGGAGAGGGAGGAUGAUGAGGAUUAUAUUACGCUGAGGAUAGACUUACGUAGUGUCUUUAGGAGGAAGAAGGAAGGAAGUUGUUGGGGAUGGUUUGCAGAAGAAGAACGGAGAACUUAGUGACCGAAGGAAGGAAGGAAGCUUGUGGUCUAAAGCAAAAGGUUGAGGAACGAAUAAAAUGGACUGAGGGACAAGAGGAAGGAAGGAAGCUGUUGUUGGUUUGCAGAAGAAGAACGGAGAACUUAGUGACCGAAGGAAGGAAGAAAGCUUGUGGUCUAAAGCAAAAGGUUGAGGAACGAAGAAAAGGGACCGAGGGACAAGAGGAAGGAAGGAAGCUGUUGUUGGUUUGCAGAAGAAGAACGGAGAGCGAAGAGGAUAUACUUAGUGACCGAAGGAAGAAAGGAAACUUGCUGUGGUCUGCAGAAGAAGAAGAAGAA
Eriocheir sinensis (Chinese mitten crab) is the source of this 2847-nucleotide messenger RNA. RefSeq names its product putative transcription factor SOX-15. Gene Ontology annotation, biological process: regulation of DNA-templated transcription; anatomical structure morphogenesis; cell differentiation. The coding region runs from base 255 to 2210 and encodes 651 amino acids. Gene Ontology annotation, molecular function: RNA polymerase II cis-regulatory region sequence-specific DNA binding; DNA-binding transcription factor activity, RNA polymerase II-specific. The transcript is spliced from 5 exons. The record is from RefSeq and is a predicted model, not a curated record. Lineage: Eukaryota; Metazoa; Arthropoda; Malacostraca; Decapoda; Varunidae.